AUGGCCUGCGAUGACCCAGCACUCGACACAAUAGUGGAAGACUUGCCUUCCGGAGUCCGCUACGUCGCCGGCGCUGCGAUAUUCGAGAUGCCCGAAAAGCAGACAUCGUCACAACCUCCAAAGCUCCUUUGUGUCCGCCGCGCCGCCACCGAGAAAGCGUUUCCCAACUACUGGGAGAUGCUAGGCGGCAAGGUCGACCCCAAAGAAACACUCCGCGAAGCCCUCGUACGAGAAGUUUUUGAGGAGACAGGUUUGACAGUGGAGGACGUGACAGCAAAGUUGACGGAGAAGCGCUGGGAUCGGCCUGGAGGAGUCAAGUGGGCGCAGUACUGCUAUGUCGUGAAGGUCAAACAGCCGGCGAUUGUAAAGCUGGAUCCCGAGGAGCACCAGGAGUGGCGAUGGUGUGGGCUAGAGGAGGUUGAGGAAUUGGAUCGACUGGAGAAUCAGACGGCAUUGAUGCAGGAGGCCUUUGAAGGAUUGCGGGAGAUCGGAGGAUGA
Zymoseptoria tritici IPO323 is the source of this 498-nucleotide messenger RNA. RefSeq lists its product as uncharacterized. The transcript has a single exon. Gene Ontology annotation, molecular function: hydrolase activity. NCBI's taxonomy places the organism in Eukaryota, Fungi, Ascomycota, Dothideomycetes, Mycosphaerellales, Mycosphaerellaceae. The record is from RefSeq and is a predicted model, not a curated record. The coding region runs from base 1 to 498 and encodes 165 amino acids.